Molecule: messenger RNA, 2156 nt
Organism: Enhydra lutris kenyoni (northern sea otter)
Lineage: Eukaryota; Metazoa; Chordata; Mammalia; Carnivora; Mustelidae
Product: G protein subunit alpha 14
Exons: 7
Coding region: 238-1305 (355 amino acids)
Biological process (GO): phospholipase C-activating dopamine receptor signaling pathway; action potential; adenylate cyclase-modulating G protein-coupled receptor signaling pathway
Cellular component (GO): heterotrimeric G-protein complex
Molecular function (GO): guanyl nucleotide binding; GTPase activity; G-protein beta/gamma-subunit complex binding
Source: RefSeq, a predicted model, not a curated record
CCCGGAUCUGCAGGGCGCUCGGCUGUCCUAGCGCGCCGAACUCGCCGCCGCCUCCGAGUCCAUCCUCGAGGACGGGACUGAGCCUCAGGACGCCAGCCUUCUUACUCUAAAAGUCAAGGCGGCCUUGUCUGGUUUUUUCCCGAACGCGGCUGCCUAUCGCAGAUCGGCCGGGCGAGCGGCCCGCGGAGAAUCCGGGCGCCCCGGGACCGCGUCGCGCCGUCGGGUGCAGCGCGCACCAUGGCCGGCUGCUGCUGCUUGUCCGCGGAGGAGAAGGAGUCGCAGCGCAUCAGCGCGGAGAUCGAGCGGCAGCUUCGCCGGGACAAGAAGGACGCGCGCCGCGAGUUCAAGCUGCUGCUGCUGGGAACUGGUGAAAGUGGCAAAAGCACCUUUAUCAAGCAAAUGAGAAUCAUCCAUGGGUCCGGUUACAGCGAUGAAGAUAGAAAGGGGUUCACGAAGCUGGUUUACCAAAACAUAUUCACCGCCAUGCAAGCCAUGAUCAGAGCCAUGGACACUCUGAGGAUACAGUAUGUGUGUGAGCAGAACAAGGAAAAUGCCCAGCUAAUCAAAGAAGUGGAAGUGGACAAGGUCUGCGCCCUGUCCGGGGACCAGGUGGAGGCCAUCAAGCAGCUCUGGGAGGACCCAGGAAUCCAGGAGUGUUACGACAGGAGAAGGGAGUACCAGCUGUCAGACUCGGCCAAAUAUUACCUGACAGACCUUGACCGCAUCGCCAUGCCGUCGUUCGUGCCAACACAGCAAGACGUGCUUCGCGUCCGAGUGCCCACAACCGGCAUCAUCGAGUAUCCGUUUGACUUGGAAAACAUCAUCUUUCGGAUGGUAGAUGUUGGUGGCCAGCGAUCUGAGAGACGGAAAUGGAUUCACUGCUUUGAGAGUGUCACCUCCAUUAUUUUUUUGGUUGCACUGAGUGAAUACGACCAGGUCCUGGCUGAGUGUGACAACGAGAACCGCAUGGAGGAGAGCAAAGCCUUAUUUAAAACCAUUAUUACCUAUCCCUGGUUUCUGAACUCAUCUGUGAUUUUGUUCUUAAAUAAGAAGGAUCUUUUAGAGGAGAAAAUCAUGUACUCUCAUCUAAUUAGCUACUUUCCAGAAUACACAGGACCGAAGCAGGAUGUCAAAGCCGCCAGAGACUUUAUCCUGAAGCUCUACCAAGAUCAGAAUCCUGACAAAGAGAAAGUCAUCUAUUCUCACUUCACAUGUGCUACAGACACGGAGAAUAUCCGCUUUGUGUUCGCGGCUGUGAAGGACACAAUUCUCCAGCUCAACCUGAGGGAGUUCAACUUGGUUUAGAAGCUGCCGCCCACGCCUCACCCAUCCCACAGGACAGGAUCUGCAAGCUCCUCCCUUUUAUCUGCCACUGCUGGUGACGUCAGCACCAGGCCCGCCGCACAGGCCCCAGGGACGGGUGAUGGACUGUGUGAGAUGCUGGAGUUUAGCCAACUAUUUCAAAGCCUGUGUUUUUAUAUUUCUUUUCUUGACUUUUGGCUAUGAGAUUUUGUGUAAGUUUUGAAUUCGAUAUUUUAUAGAAAUUUUAAAAAGCCACUGUGAUUUACUGUGUUGUUGCUUUAAGUUAAAAGGUGUUUAAUAAUAGUCCUUAACACAACCUAUAACAGAAGAGUCUGUUAAUUUAUAGAUCAUGCCUUGAGACCUCUAGGAUUAAGUUGGGUGGCGUUUUUUUGUUGUUUAAAAGUUAAUGGGUUUGAAGCUUUUUAUUAAAUCUUGUAAUUUAGAGAUUUUAAAUUGAGUGGUUUUCUCUCUUCAUGCUGAAGUAUGCAUUUAACAUGCCAUCAAAGAUUUUUUAAGUUUUUUGUGUGUGUUAAUUAUUUCUUAAGCCAAAUUAAUGACUAUGUCAGUGUAUCUUAGUUUUGUCAUAACUGAUCACCAUGCAGUCGAAGCUGACAUAAAUGGGCUCUAGACAGCACAGAUGUUGUACUGGUGAAAAAUAUGUGUGUGCGCGCACGCGCGUGUAUAUGACUGAUUAUAUAAAGUCUCUGGCGGUCUUGUAAACUUAUAAAAUGGCUAAAAGCCUAAAUUGUUUAACAAAUGUAACGUCACCCCUGCCAAAGUUCUGAUGGCCACCACAGAUUUGGUGUUGGAACCAUGGAUUCUGUGCCUUUCUGAGGAGGCUAAGAAUAUACCAU